AUUCGACUUUGAUUUGGAACUGCAAAGGUAAAGAACAGCUGAUUUUAGACCAGUUUUGUAUUGUCAAGUUCAACCACGAAAACAAGCACACAGUUUUUGUGGAUAUCUAGUAGCGAUGUACCGCAGUGAGAAUGCCGGCUCAAGACUGGGACUUGCCUCGCGUGUGGUGACGAUACUGUGCCUAUGUCGUGCCACAGGGGCCGCUAUACUACAGUCGGCCUCUAACGAGAGAAUGUACACGUACCCGAGGACCGGCCAGUACAAGUACGUGGCUCACAUCAGCAGCAAGGCCGGGUUCUGUACGGCGUCCAUCCUGAACAAGGACUGGGUCCUGACGGCGGCACACUGUCUGUACUUCCGGGAGAAGCAGAUCGGCGACAGGGACGUGAGGAUCUUCGCGGGGAUCGUCAACUACGAGCGGCCCUCCCGCGAGACCUCGCAUGAGACGAUGAGCGUCAAGUUAGAGGUCCACCCGGACUUCUGGUACAAGGUGCCGUCCAAGUACGACGUGGCGCUGGUCAAGGUCAGAGACCCCUUCGAGUUCGGGGAGUUCGUCGGCAGCAUCGAGGUGUCCGGCGAGGAGUGGCCGCAGAAUAACGUCACCAUGAAGUGUUUCACGCUGGGGUUCGGAGGGUUCUACAGCACGGCUCCGGCCACCACGGUGCUGAAGCGGCUGGAGCGCACGGUCACCCACAGCGAGCGCGCAUGUCCCUGCGCCAAGCGGUUCCAGUGGAAGAGGAUCGCUUGCGUGGAGGAGGACGGCGCCAACCUGAUGUGCGAGGGGGACGACGGCGGACCGCUGGUGUGCGACAAGAAGGUACGAGGGAUAGCCCACAUGAUCUGGAACCGCGCCAACUGUGCCGGGGUCUCGUACCCCCUCAACAAGUGUGUGGGGUCCCCCGACAAGGGUCUCUCGGUGUUCAUGUUCCUCUGCCCCAUGAACGACUGGCUGCGCUCCGUGGUCCCAGAAGUGCCGCCCACGCCGAUCUCUUGCCGGGCUCCCCCGCCACUGCACACCUACAACUUGCUUCUUGUUAUACUUACUUUAAACAUAAUACUCACGCAUUACAAUAUUGUUCUGUAAGAGAUAGUUACACUCAGUUGUGUUGUGAGCAAUCUCGUUUUUGGUUUUAUUGUUCAUGCAUAGUAAAUUGUAACUGACCGAA
Messenger RNA from Homalodisca vitripennis (glassy-winged sharpshooter), 1166 nucleotides. Its product is annotated as trypsin-2-like. The transcript has a single exon. Gene Ontology annotation, molecular function: serine-type endopeptidase activity. Lineage: Eukaryota; Metazoa; Arthropoda; Insecta; Hemiptera; Cicadellidae. Gene Ontology annotation, biological process: proteolysis. The coding region runs from base 116 to 1084 and encodes 322 amino acids. The record is from RefSeq and is a predicted model, not a curated record.